GGAGAAGACUCGGAGUGUCACUUUUGGGAGUCGUGAGACGGGCUAAGCGUUAAAACUGUGGCUUUGAGGACCGCUUCACCCGAUAAACCGACCCGGUCCGUGGAAAGCUACUGAAUCGAUCCCAACUACUGAGCGACACAGUAAACAGUAAAUGGUCUUUUUCCUGAAAACUGGAGCAGCGACCGGACGGCUCGGAAGAGUGGGAUAAUUGAUCAGGACCUGCUGACUGCUUUGCUUUGGUCACUGUGAUGGAAAACCGGGAUGAUGAGGUUGACCUGCAGUGCACCCCGACGGAGAGCGAGGGAGGGAAUUCUGGGGAGGGAACUCCUCCAGCCAAGCGCAAAGGCAAAUUCUCAAGCCUGGGUAAGAUCUUCAAGCCCUGGAAAUGGAGAAAGAAGAAGCCAAGUGAGAAGUUUGCUGAAACAUCUAUUGCUUUAGAAAGAAAGAUCUCUGUUAGGAAAACCAGGCAAGAGCUGAUUGACAGAGGGGUGCUUAAAGAACUCCCUGAGAAUGAGACCAACGAUGCGAACCACUCCAGAGCUCUGCCCUUGAAAAAUGGGCAUCCAGUAUUCACGGACGCUGACAAAGGGCCAGAAUCAAAGACACAGGUCACCCGGGGGGACUCUGACAUCAGAUUUAAUCCCACUUGGCGCCCCCAGGGAGAGGACCACAGGGGUAGUAUUCCCUCUGACACGGAACGUCGGAGCAGGAUACCGUCUGACAUCUCCCGCAGCAACCGGGCACCCCUGGAUGUGGACUCUCAUGCCCGUCUCGCCGUGGAGGCAGAUAGGCGCAGCCGUCUGCCAUCAGAUGUGGACAGGAAAGUAAGCUCUCUAACCAGAGGAUCUGCCCAAGAGGAGGGUAGGCACCGCCGAGAUGAGAGGAGGGAGCAGCACAAUGACAGGGAGGACAGAGGGAGAAGGGAUGACCGAGAGGCCAUAGAAAGAAGGGAACGGCGAGAGGACAGGGAAAGAGAGAGGGCAGGAGCAGAACGGAAAGAGGAGAGAGAAAGGCAAGAACGGAGAGAUGAUAGGACAGACAGAGAAGAUAGGGAAAAGAGAGAACGUGACGAUAGAGGGGGGAGAGAUGAAAGAGGGGGAAGAGAUGACAGAGAGAAGAGAGAUGAUAGAGAGAGGAGAGACGACAGAGGGGGGAGAGAGGACAGAGAAAGAAGAGAAAAUCGAGGAGAGAAAGAUGAUAAACGAGAAGAAAGGGACAGGGUAGACAGAGAGAGAAAAGAGAAUAGAGAUGACAGAAGAGAUGAUAGAGAGAGAGAGGAUAAAGAAAGGAGGGAUGGAAGAGGCGAGAGAGAUGAGAAGAGAGAGGAGCGGGAGAGAAGAGAGGAGCGGGACAGGAAAGAGGACAGAGGUGAGAAGAAAGAGGAGCGGGACAGACGGGAUGAGCGGGACAGGAGAAAUGAGAGAAAUCGACGAGAGGAACGCCAGAGAAGGGAGGAGGAGCGGCAAGAGAAACCAGACUGGCAGCGCUCUGUGGACGACCCACGACUGCCAGUCAGGCCUGUUUCAGAGAUGGACCUGAGGCACAGUCUACAGAAGAGUUCCUCGGAGGACCAUAGAAGGACACGCCCAGUCUCGGAGGCUGACCGCAGGAGCACCCUGCCCAGGUACACCCCAGUGGAGGAGUUCAGAGGACGCGCAGAGUCCACCGGUGUCCGCUUUGCCUCUGACCUCAGUCGUGACCCUGAAGCAACACAAGACUCUCUGAGGGAGCCUCCACCCACCAGACAGGCUCUGCUUCCUCCCAAGUGGCAGACAGCCCCUUCCUCUGAGCCUAGAGGGACUUCAACCCCCUCCUCCUCCUCCUCUUCUUCUUCCUCCACAUCUUCCGCUGCCAUAGCAGUGGCCAAACCCCCCAGGACAGUCUCCCUAAUCAGUGACGACCCUCCACGCUCCAUCCCUGCUGCUCCCUCCUCGCCUGACUCAGACACGCCACCCCCCAUCCCCCCCCACGCCAGGCAGCCUCCUGUCCCGCCACCAAAACCCAGCAGCCGCAACAGCAACCUGCUUGCUUCUACUGUGAACAGAGGCUCUAAGGUCAGGCUCCCUGGUUACGGAACCCGCUGGCAACAGCAGGGUGAGCUAGGCCCCUACUCCUCCCUCCCUGUCUACAUGCGCCACAGAGCUGACCAGACCUGCUCAGCAGACCUCUCUCAUCCAGGCAGUGGCAUCAUUGUGGUGCCAGCACCCACUAAGCGCUCUCCGCCAACCCCACCCAAAAGGAUGACCCCAGUCACUAAAAGGCAUUCCGUGGAGACAUCACCCAACCAGGCACCAGAGUCUCCCACCUCUGACCCCACUUCGGUCACUGCCCCAUCCGCCUCUGCCGCCCCAACAGCUGAGGCUGUCAAAGACAACACAGUGGUAGCAGCCAACCAACCCUCCUCUGAGCCUCUACCCCCACCCCCCUCACACAUUCCCUCAUCCCCUCCCGUGGUUCAGUCACUCCCUCUGCCCAACCCCUCCUCUAGCCCCCCACCUGUCGUGAAAAGUGAUCCUCCCAGUCCAACCACUGAGCCCCCCAGCCAUCCUCCAGCCAUUCCUCUGCACAUCCUCAUCCAGAGAGCGCUUGCCAGCCCUGGUCCAGCCCAUCCCAAACCAGAUGGUUCCCAGAGGGCCCACUCUCUCCUGUUUGAGUCCCCACCAGAAAUCCUCGCUGAGGCAGUGGGAGGGACACGAUACUCACUCCCAAUCACCAUCGAACCCCUCAGACUGCCUGAAGAUGAUGAUUUUGACAUGGAAGAGGAGCUAAGGAAGCUGCACCCCCAGCCAAGGUUCCCCUGCCAGCCUGAGCUGGAGCCCCGCAGCCGCAGGGGUAUGGUGGGAGAACCCAGAGUCAGUGUCAUCCCUGAAGGCGGGGGACCAGGGGAAAGCGAGGAGGAGACAGACUCUGAUGGCCCCAUCCUGUACAGAGAUGACGAUGAAGACGAGGAUGAGGAGGGCCCUCCAAGUGGCCUGGCUAGCCGUGUGAAGAGAAAGGACACGUUGGCCCUGAAGCUUGAGCGACAGGAGCGAGAGGAGCGAGAAGAUCAGGAGAAGCAAGAUGUCAUGAGCUGGCAGAACAAGGAACAGUGGUUGGAACUGAGGACUAAGAUCGGCACCACACUCACACGACGGUUGAGCCAGAGACCUACAGCAGAAGAGCUGGAGCAGAGGAACAUCCUACAAGCCAAAAACGAAGCCGAUCGGCGGUUAGAGAGGUCCGAGAUCAAACGGAGACUCACGAGAAAGUUGUCUCAAAGGCCCACGGUGGCCGAGCUUCAAGCCCGCAAGAUCCUGCGUUUCCACGAGUAUGUAGAGUCUACCCACGCUCAUGACUACGACCGCCGGGCAGACAAGCCCUGGACCAAGCUCACACCCGCUGACAAGGCGGCUAUCCGCAAGGAACUCAACGAGUUCAAGAGUUCAGAGAUGGAGGUGCACGAAGACAGCAGGAUCUAUACCCGGUUCCACCGACCAUAGCUGUCCAUGAAGCGAAAGCCCAGCUCUCAGACGGGGGAGUGUGGAGUUUUGUCUGCAGUAAGGAGGGAUAUGCUUCCUCCCCACUUCAGUGUGAGAACAUGACUGUUCCUCUCUCCACUGGCAUCAUGCUACACACUGAAGACUAUAGGCUGAACAUUAGGCCCAGUCGUCCCAACUACUGACUGCCUGCUGCUCCACUACGGCGUAGGGCAAAUCGAACUGACGACUGCCUCUGGAACCAAAUUAGAAGAUGCCACAAAAUGGUCUAAACACUGCUGUUUCUCAGAAAUGCUGAGAUAAGGACUACCGACCAGGGAGUAGAGAGAGAGAGGGUUAGUAGAUGGUGUAACACUGUAAGUUCACCUCAUCAUGUCGGAGGUGCCCUGUGCCAAUACUAAGAGGUGAGAAGGGGAGUCCAUGCCACGCUCCACUGAAAAUACUGCCGGCGUGACGAAACGGGAGGGGGAAUGGCGAAGAACGUUGUGAAAGGGGCAAAAUUCUAAACAGGCUGAGCUUGGCAGCUCGUACACUACCUUCUCCAUCUCCUGUCUGUCUUGUUUGUGCCCUUCCAGGGGAAACCAUGCCUGCUAAGCCGUUACCUGCCUUCACUUGCAAAAGAAUUUAUUUUUUUAACUUGAGAUCAGGAAGAUCAUACACGGAGAUGCAUAGUAGUAGUUAAAUACGAAAUCUGAUUUAGACCAUAUUAUUAUUAGUAUUAUCAUUAUUCCUAUUUUAUCUCAUCCUGUCCAUAUAUAAUUGUAUGGUACUGCAAAUAUAUAUAUAUAUAAUAUACAGUCGAGGGUGCCAGCCAGCUGGUGCCAGCCUUACUUGGUAAUGUGAUGUAAUAGCUUCAGUGGUUUUAGGUUAGGUUUCUGCAGCGGCGCGGUACCGAUGUAAUGUGAGAGAACCUUUGCUUACGGUACGGUGUGUGUUUUUGAACACUGCGCCCUCAAAACGCAGACGCAGCUUCUCAGCAAUCGACUGUCCAGGUUUUUUCCACUGAAAUCAAGAGUAUCGAUUUGCACCCCACAUACCCCAACCUGUGCAUUUUACUGUAUAUUUGAUGAAUAUGUAAAUUAUAUUCUUAGAGCACGUCAUUCGUGGAUUAGACUGUAAUGAGGCACCUUACGUUUCGGGGGUAUAGAAAACUUGAGUACGAGUUUGGAUUCGACUUUAUAAAAAGCAACCGAGAAAUCGUGCAACUUAUUUAAUACAAUUCAGUGGUUGUGGCAGGAAAGUGCACGUUUGUGUUCUGCUGACUGUUUUAAGGUAAUUUUGUAUAUUGAGGUCGAUAGUUGGCUUCAACUGUAUUGCUGAAUUAUGUAGAUUUGAAUGACUCUUGUACAUCUCCUAAUGCUGACAGAAUAUUUUAAUUGUAAUUAAAGUAUUUCAUAAUGCCAUUUUCUAAGUAGUUAUACCUGAUAUUAAUGCAAGAGGGGGGUUUUUGUGUUUGUUUGUUUUUUAACGAUACUGAGCUCUUUAAAACUCAACUCGUCGCAGACCACUGUGCAAAUGAAUAAUGGACUCCGAU
Molecule: messenger RNA, 5010 nt
Organism: Lampris incognitus (smalleye Pacific opah)
Lineage: Eukaryota; Metazoa; Chordata; Actinopteri; Lampriformes; Lampridae
Gene: phactr4a
Product: phosphatase and actin regulator 4a
Exons: 16
Coding region: 249-3479 (1076 amino acids)
Biological process (GO): neural crest cell migration; actin cytoskeleton organization
Molecular function (GO): actin binding
Source: RefSeq, a predicted model, not a curated record